GCUGAUCAUCUGACUGAUAAAAUAAUCCAAAUGAUUAUUGAAAAUUACUUGGUUUUUCGUGAAUUAUCGUUAUUUCAUUUCACUGUCACAAUAUAAUCAACCAACCGAAAAAACAAAUGGCCUCUAUUCAACCACGAAUUGAUAUCGAUGAUGAUGAUGAAGAAGAAUCUGUGUUUGAAACAAUCGAACGAUUGCUCAAUACACCGGUUCUUAAUUCAUAUGCUGUUGUUGGUGAUAUUCUACCACGUCCUGGUUUAAUAACACAUCCGGUAAUGUAUAUGGGAACAUUGGUUAGAAUCGGUUAUGAACCAAUGCCACCAAAAUUAACUAAAUCAAUAUUUGGACGUACUCAAUUACAAUUACCCGGAUUUUUUACCUAUAUGAAAUAUAUUGCACAAAUUGAUGGUUUUUGGGGCUGUUAUCGUGGUCUAAAAUAUAAUAUCAUCUAUUCGAUUAUCUAUCAAUUUACAUCGAUCAAUGUUGAUCGUUAUCAAAAAGCUAAUUAUUAUCCUGAACUUCGAAUCGAAGAUGCAAAAUAUAUUGAUACAAAUCAUUUGGCACGUAGUAUAGUCUGUGAUUCGAUGACCAGGAUAGUUUCAUUAUCAGUUGCCUAUCCAAUUCAUUUGAUUAUGAUUCGAUCGAUGGCACAAUUUAUUGGUCGUGAAACAUAUUAUGAUACACUAUCAGGUGCUAUUUCAGAUAUUUAUGAAACCAGUGGUCUUCUUGGUUUCUAUGCUGGAUUUGCACCAUAUGUAAUUGGUGAAUGUGUUUUCAUAUUUCUUGAAUCAUCAUUAAUGUAUACAUUACGUGAAAAAUUUGAACAAUUUGGUAUUGCCAAAUCAAAUUCAUCAUUUAUAACGAAUACAUUCGUUAAUAUUAUUGCACGAACAUUAGUAUAUCCAUUUAAAGUUGUAUCAACCGUUAUGGCAUGUAAUGGUCAUAAUUGUCGUUCAUUAGCUGCAUCUGCAUAUACAGCACCUGAACAUUUAAAUUGGUUAGAAUGUUGGCAAACAUUAUGGUCACGUGGUGAAAUUAAACGUGGUUCAUCAAUUUGGUGGCGUUAUCAACCAAUAACAUCAUCAUUAAUGUUUCCAAUGCAACCAAUUAUUCGUAUGCCUAAUCAUUUAAAAGGAUUUUGAAGUGAAAA
Dermatophagoides pteronyssinus (European house dust mite) is the source of this 1147-nucleotide messenger RNA. RefSeq names its product mitochondrial carrier homolog 2-like. The record is from RefSeq and is a predicted model, not a curated record. Lineage: Eukaryota; Metazoa; Arthropoda; Arachnida; Sarcoptiformes; Pyroglyphidae.